AUGGGUUGGUUCCAGACCCAAGUUCUGGUUUUUGAAAUGGGGUACAUAGGAGCACAUGGUGUAGCAGCUCUUCAUAGAUACAAAUACAGUGCUUCUUUAAGGCAGCUCUCACAUUCUUUUGAGACAUUUGAUGCGGUUGAUGGGAAGCAAGCACGACGAACAAACUCCUCUAGCCCACUAGGAGAGCUUUUUGAUCAUGGUUGUGAUGCACUUGCUUGUGCGUUUGAAACAAUGGCAUAUGGAAGCACUGCAAUGUGUGGAAGAGAUACUUUCUGGUUUUGGGUUAUUGCUGCUGUUCCCUUCUUUGGAGCAACUUGGGAACACUAUUUCACCAAUACACUUAUUCUUCCGGUAGUCAAUGGCCCUACAGAAGGUCUUGCACUUAUAUACUGUGGCCACUUCUUCACUGCCAUUGUUGGUGCUGAAUGGUGGGCUCAGCAGUUUGGGAAGUCGAUUCCCUUAUUGAGUUGGGUGCCAAUUUUGAACGAGAUUCAAAUGUCCAGAGUAGUACUAUUCUCAAUGAUUGUUUUUGCUGUUAUACCAACCGUUGCAUUCAACGUGUCUAAUGUUUACAAAGUUGUACAGUCAAGAAAAGGAAGCAUGCUUCUAGCAUUAGCUAUGCUAUAUCCCUUCGUCGUGCUACUUGCAGGAGUUUUGACUUGGGAUUACUUGUCUCCGAUUGAUCUCAUAAGAAACUACCCUCACUUAGUUGUAUUGGGAACUGGUCUUGCAUUUGGAUUCCUUGUGGGAAGAAUGAUUCUAGCUCACUUAUGUGAUGAGCCAAAAGGAUUAAAAACAAACAUGUGUCUGUCACUGCUUUACCUUCCCUUUGCACUAGCAAAUGCUCUAACCGCUAGACUCAACGACGGGGCUCCUCUUGUGGAUGAGUUUUGGGUUCUUCUUGGUUAUUGUAUAUUCACAAUGGCACUAUAUUUGCAUUUUGCAACUUCAGUCAUUCAUGAGAUCACUACUGCUCUUGGAAUCUACUGCUUCAGGAUUACGCCCAAAGAAGCUUGAAGGAAACAUUUAAAAAGGAAAAACAAAUCUUAAGGUAGGAUAAUGCAGAUCACAACACAAAUCUGAAUAUUUUUGUACUGAAACUAAACGACUGAUCGACAUGUUUUUGGAAAAUGUUUUUAUUUUGUUUGUUUUUCUUGUUUGCUCAAAAUAGUUCAUUCAUGUAGAACCUUUUUUGUAAUGCUUCUAAAAAAAGCAGGAUUUUUAUAUGAUUAUUAUUUGAUGAAUUUCGUUUUUGUGAUUA
Molecule: messenger RNA, 1261 nt
Organism: Brassica rapa (field mustard)
Lineage: Eukaryota; Viridiplantae; Streptophyta; Magnoliopsida; Brassicales; Brassicaceae
Product: choline/ethanolaminephosphotransferase 2
Biological process (GO): phospholipid biosynthetic process
Cellular component (GO): membrane
Molecular function (GO): phosphotransferase activity, for other substituted phosphate groups
Source: RefSeq, a predicted model, not a curated record